AUGGUGACCAUGGAGGAGUAUAAGGAGCUGAAGAAGCAAGAAAAGCAGUUAGUCGGCAUCAUGAAUGGCAUCGCGCGUUUUGUGAAUGAGUUCCAGAAAGGAAAGCACGAAACCCAAAUUGAUGUCCGCCUGGAAACCCUAGAAGAGGCCAUGAAGAAAUUCUACAGUGUUCGCCGGAAAAUUGAGCUGUUUUUCGACGAUGAAGAUAGUGCUAGUGAAGUGAAGAUAGCUGAAAAUACCCGGUCAGAACGAGAAAAACGGAAGAAGAGCUUCGAGGAGUCGCUGUACAACGUUCAGGAGCAAUACUUCGAAGUGAAGGCCGCGUUGAUUCAGCUGCGGCCAAAAAAGGAGACCCCACGAGCCACCAUCGAAAAUGCAGUUGAAGUUCAGCCAGUGUCCCGUGUUAAAUUGCCAGACAUCAAGCUUCCGAGCUUCAGUGGGAGAAUCCAGGAUUGGACAAGCUUCCGAGAUACCUUUCGAAGCCUGAUCCACAACAAUCAGCAGCUGGCAGACGUCGACAAGUUUACUUACUUGCGGUCUUCGACCACCGGUGAAGCACUUCAAGAGCUGAAUUCGGUAGAGCUAACGGGCGACAACUACGAGGUGGCUUGGAAAAUGUUGGAGAAGAAGUACGAGAACAAGAAGCUCAUCGUGAAGGCCCACCUGGACGCGUUGUUCGCCGUUGAACCAAUGCGCAGAGAGAAUUGCGAAGCGCUAAGUCACAUCAUCAGUGAGUUCGACAAAAAUCUGCUGAUGUUGAACAAGAUUGGGGAGCAGACGGCCAACUGGUCGACGAUAUUGGCGUACAUGGUGUGUUCUCGUCUCGACCAAACCACUCUCCGCAACUGGGAGACGCGCCACAACAGUAAAGACGUCCCAAAGUACGACGACCUAAUGCAGUUUUUGAGGGAUCAGUGCGCAGUGCUACAAUCGAUAGCCCCCGCAAGGGUUCACGAAAGCGAUAGACGGCCUAGGCUCUCAACGACGCACACUACGUCCCAGGCUCAGCGAAGAUGCUUGUUUUGCGGAGAUUCGUACCAUCUACCGUUUAAGUGCAUCAAACUGCAGAACAUGAACGUGGCUCAGCGAGUGGAAGAUAUCAACAGAAAACGACUUUGCAGAAACUGUUUGACAGCCGGGUACUUCGCUGAAGGCUGCACCAGAGGGUCGUGUACUCGCUGCGGGAGAAAGCACCAUACGUUGCUGCACUUUGACAGGCCAUCGAGCAGCGGUAAUCCAGCGAAGCCAUCAGUUCCUGCUAGUGUCCCGCAGUCCGUUCCACAAGCGCAAAACCGGCCAAAUUCAGUUCCAACAGCGCACCAGCAACAGCCACAGCAAAUUCGUUCGAAACCACAGAGCCAGACACAAACACCAUCCACUCAACCAGCCACACAGACACAACCCACAUCAUCAUACCCGGUGAUCCGCUCACAAAACACUCACCCACAACCCACCACUGACCCACAACCUGCAAUUUCUCUCGAAACCACUGAAUCACCGCACGGCUUUGGCACGACAACUCGUCAAGUGUUGAUAUCAACUGCUGUCGUGAAGGUGGUAGAUCGUUUUGGAAACACCGCACUAGCCAGGACACUUCUGGAUUCGUGCUCGGAGUUUUGCUACAUGACCAGUAGCUUCUCCAAGAAAUUGAAGUUCCAGGCCAAGACGAAUUUUCUGAAGGUGCAAGGUAUCGGAAACAGCAGCUCAACCUCAACGAAAUCUGUGGAAGCGAACAUCGAACCAAGACACUCGUCAAUCUCCUCGUUCGGUGAACUGAUGCAGUUCCACGUUUUGCCGAAAAUCACCCAAACGUUGCCGCUCAAACCUGUGCGGAUGAAUUCGCUGGAGAUUCCAUCCGAAAUAGUUCUAGCAGAUCCCACGUUCGGAGAGCCUGGUCCGAUAGACUUGAUCAUCGGAGCAGAGUUUUACUUCGACCUACUGCGGACCGGAAGAAGAAAGCUGAGCGACAGCGGACCAACGUUACAAGAAACAGUCUUUGGCUGGGUCGUGUCUGGAAAGAUUCCGGAAAUAGCAAGCUCGCUUCCCACAACAGCGAGCUACGUGUGUUCGACAGCGGACCUCCAGGAAAUGAUCGCUAGGUUCUGGGACUUGGAGACCUGUCAUGUCAACCGGACUCAUUCGGUGGAAGAAACAGCCUGUGAAGAAAUGUUCAAGCAAACAACGACUCGGGACGAAGAAGGCCGGUUUGUGGUAAGCCUGCCAAAGAAGGAGCACAUGCUGGAGCGGUUAGGAGAGUCCCGUGCAAUAGCCAUGAAGCGGUUCAUCGGCUUGGAGAAGCGGUUCGCCCUGAACGCCGAACUUAAGGAGUCCUACAAGGAGUUUAUCCAUGAAUAUCUCCUGAUGGGCCACAUGAAAGAAGUCGACGGAGAGCAAGCCAUCGGAGAUCCGGUGUACUACAUGCCGCAUCACGCGGUGUUGCGACCGGACAGCACAACAACAAAGUUGAGAGUCGUUUUUGACACGUCGUGUCGGACUUCUAGCGGCAUCUCGCUCAACGACGCUUUGAUGGUGGGGCCGGUCGUUCAGAACGAUCUGAUAUCCACAAUUCUCCGAUUUCGUCAACACCGGAUCGCCGUCAUCGCCGAUGUAGCCAAAAUGUAUCGGAUGGUCCGGGUUCCAGAGGAAGAUCAACAUCUACAGCGCAUCCUUUGGAGAGACACACCGGAGGAAUCAGUGAAGACGUUUGAACUGCUGACGGUCACGUAUGGCACUGCGAGUGCUCCGUAUCUGGCCACAAGGUGCCUGAAGAAGCUGGGAGAAGACAGUGGAUCUACGCAUCCGAUUGCAGCUCGGGUUGUCCAAGUGGACUUUUACGUCGACGAUAUGUUGUCAGGAGCGGACACCGUCCCCAAAGCACGGCAGCUGAUGAACGAAGUCAUCGAGCUGACAAACACGGCUGGUUUCACCCUGCGAAAGUGGAACUCAAACUCAGCAGAGCUGCUUUCGACCUUGCCCAAGCAUCUACGAGACGAGCGGUCAGUCCUGGAUCUAGACUCCUCAAGCGCAACGGUCAAGACUCUGGGGCUGCGAUGGGACACCCAGUCCGACGAUUUCUGCUUCGCUUUCCCCGAGUGGAGAUCCAAUUCCUCCUCCAUCACGAAGCGCAGUGUUCACUCCGACGCUGCUUGUUUCUUUGAUCCACUGGGCCUGGUUGGGCCAAUUGUAGUCCAAGCGUAA
This is a messenger RNA of Aedes albopictus (Asian tiger mosquito), 3198 nucleotides long. RefSeq lists its product as uncharacterized. The coding region runs from base 1 to 3198 and encodes 1065 amino acids. NCBI's taxonomy places the organism in Eukaryota, Metazoa, Arthropoda, Insecta, Diptera, Culicidae. The record is from RefSeq and is a predicted model, not a curated record. The transcript has a single exon.